Molecule: messenger RNA, 435 nt
Organism: Labrus bergylta (ballan wrasse)
Lineage: Eukaryota; Metazoa; Chordata; Actinopteri; Labriformes; Labridae
Source: RefSeq, a predicted model, not a curated record
AUGUUUGGCCAAGGACAAGACAAAGUGUUUGAGGAAAUACUGAAGUCUUCCUGCUCAGAGCUAGAAAAGGCAAGAGAGAUUCUGCAAAACAUCAUCUCUCGAAAGAUCUACAAGUUUGCUGGUGAGAGAAAGCCAAAGGACCCCAUCAAGGAUUGGGAAAGCCUGAUUCCUAGCUGGAAAAAAGGACUGGCUGAGGGAGAAAGAAACCUGACACCAAAGGACUUUGAAAUCCUGGUCAUUGAAAUGGACUAUGGCAUGGACGACAAGGACCCUAUCCAACAUGUUCAUUUCUACAGCAAAUCUGAGCUUGACAAGGCAAAGCCAAUGCCCGAAGAAAAGCUGGUUGCGCUGUGCCAGCCUCGGUUACAUCCAGCCGAAAGACCGGACAUCCCGCAGAACUACGGAGGAAGAGAAGGGGAUGCAGAGCCGGAGUGA